CUUAUUAUUAUGAAUUAAUAAUUCAAAUGGCUCAAAUAGAGACCAACAAAAGGAUUGGCUUUUCCAACUUCAAGAGAGGGUGCAUCACUUACUUAUAUACCUAAAUAUUAAAGUGUAGUUUUGUUUGGAGGUAUUUGUAAUGGAAGAUUAAACGAAAUAAUGAUAUUUGAUAUUCAAAAAGAUGAAUGGAAAGUCUAAUAAACUUAAGGUAGACAACCUUCACCAAGAUGUUAUCAUACAGGUUUUUAUGAUGGUAAAAACUAUUAUUUUAUAUUAGAAACUUAGAAUGUUAUAUACUAUUAUGGUGGAUAAGCAGAUAAAGGUAGAUCUUUAACUGAUUUUUAUUGCUUAAGUUUUCAAAGUUUUAUAUGGAAAAGAUUAUUUUUAUUGGAAAGCCCUCCAAAUAGACAUAAUCAUACAAUGUGUGAUUUACCUGGAAUGGAAAAAAUCAUUUUCGGAGGAGCAUGUUUACCUGAAGAUCUAAUGUAUAAUGAUGUUUGGAUAUUUAAUUAUUCUGCUAUCUAAUUUACAAAUUAAUAAGAAAUUCCAGGUGCAGUAGCAACUAAAAAAAAUUGUAAAGGAGAACAUCCUUCACCAAGGUAAGGACAUGGAGCUGUAGUCUAUCAAAACAAUCUAUUUGUUUUUGGUGGAAAAUGUUAAGAUGAAACUACAUAACUAUAUAAAUUAUCUUUAGAAAAUUAUUAAUGGAAAAGAAUAUUGCAUUUAGGAAAAGCACCAGGUACAAGAGCUUUCUUUUCUACUAGUUUGAUUAAAGACAAUGUUAUAAUUUUUGGUGGAAUUGAUAAUGUUGCUAAUAAGGUUUUAAAUGAAACUUUUUUAUUAAACUUAACUGAUUAUCAUUGGAGUUCUCCUUUUACUGCUGGACCUAUUCCUUCUCCUAGAUAUUCACAUUGUAGUUGUCAAAUAGAAGAUAUAAUUUUAAUUAUGGGUGGUAUUGAAUAAACUUAUUGUUCUAUGGAUAUGUAUUUUUUAUCUUAAGGUGCUAUUAAUUCUAAUGCUGAAUGGGAAUAAUUAAAAGAACCUACUGAUUUAGAAAAGUAAACUAAUGAUGCAGCUAAUUAAAUUAUCAUGGAAGGCAAAAUGUAUCUAAAUUAAAUAGAAGAAGCUAUGAUGAAAGAAAGAUAAAAAAUAUCAGAACUUUAAAAAGAAGUUUAAAAUCUAUCAGAAGAAGCAGAUAAUUUAGAUUUAUAUAUUAAAAAGUAAACUACCAUUGUUAUGGCUGAACAUCAAAAAGCUUAAUAAAAUAAUAAAAAUAAAGAAAUAGCUAUUGAAACUAUAUUUUUAAUGAUUAAACAAGAAUAAACACUAACUAAAUAAUUAAAUUAUAAAUGCCAAUAAUUAGAGGAAUGUAUUUAAAAUUCAUAUCCACUUUUACAUACUCUUGAUUAAUUUUAUUAAUCUAUUAGAUAAAGUAUAAUAAAAUUCUAUAUUUUUAGUUUAAGGUUCAGAUCCUGCUGAUCUUAAAGUCAAAAAAAUGGCUGAUUAAUUUGCUAAUGAUAUUUAAAAAGCAAAAGAAGCUUAACUUGAAUCACUUAGCAAUAUUUAUUCUAAUUAUUAAAAAUUUACAGCAUUAUCAAAUAGAAAUGAAGUUGAAUUAAAUUAAUGGCGUGAUAAUGUUAAAGAUAUGAACAAUGAUUUUGAAUAAUUAAUAUUUGAAACUGAACAUGAUUGA
Molecule: messenger RNA, 1693 nt
Organism: Paramecium sonneborni
Lineage: Eukaryota; Ciliophora; Oligohymenophorea; Peniculida; Parameciidae
Source: the annotation of a GenBank genome assembly